Messenger RNA from Rangifer tarandus platyrhynchus (Svalbard reindeer), 483 nucleotides. The record is from the annotation of a GenBank genome assembly. Lineage: Eukaryota; Metazoa; Chordata; Mammalia; Artiodactyla; Cervidae.
AUGCAGGAUAGGCCGUGUGAGAAAUGGCAGUCCACUCCAGUAUUCCUGCCUGGAGAAUCUCAUGGACAGAGGAGGCUGGUGGGCUACAGUCCAUGGGGUCGCCAAGAGUCGGACACGACUGAGCGACUAACACACAGGCCGUGUAGGAGCCCCUGUGGAUUGGUGGUGGGGGGCCUUCAUCAGGUUUAUAUGCUAAGAACUCUGGCAGGACUAAGGGGGCCCCACUUAGUCCAUCCUUUGGCUUUUUUUCCCCUCAGCAUAGAAUCUGGCACAGAUGUUCAGAGGUGCUUAUUAGAGGGAAGAGACUAUCCUAACGUUAUUUCUCCCAGUUACCCCGUGCACACGCCUCAGUCUGCUCCAAAGGAACACUUGUACACACUUGGUAUUACCUGUACACAACUUUUGAUUGCACAACUGCCUGGUGGAGUCAGCCUCUUCUUUCCGGCGGAUGGUUCAACCAUUCAUUCUUUCAUCCGGCUUUGA